CCUCAUUCGCUCUCUCUCGUCGACUGGAGCUCGCCCGAGCUCGUGGUCGCCAUGAGCAUUGUCGUAGCCGUGGCCACCGCAUGCCUCGUCGCUUGAGAAGACGUCCAGGAGAAUCGCCACGGUCCACUUCGUCCAUCCCGAGCACUGAAUCGAGCUGGGAUGGCCCGUACGCUCGCCAUCGACCUCGUUUUCACCGCGUACAUUAUCGUCAUCCGUCGUCGAUUGCCACUGCUCUGGUCCCUCCCCAACCUCCCCGAGCACGCCUAUGGAUCCGCGCCGCACUGCCCGCUGCCGCCGCUGCUCGCCCCCGCCUACAUGCACCCCGCCGCUCCUGGCCGAGGCCGCCUCCGACCUGCUCCGUCCGUCCGCGCCUGCCUCUGGCCGCGCUCCCCGCCGCAGCUCCUGGCCGUGGCCGCCGGAGCCCUCUGCUCCCGUGCGCGCGCAACCACUGGAAGGGCACGGCUGUGUCCCCUGCCAAGUGAGGCCGGCCGAGUUAAUUGCACAGAAGUACCACAAUUCGGGCAUCACAUGCAGAUUGGUACCACGAUUGCUAAUUUUUGCGUGUCAGUACCAACAUUCGUCUAAAUUUUUGCAAAUUAGGCUAAAACGCGUAUUUAUACGUAUUGACAGUGUAUCUGACCGUUGGGGCCCGUCUGUCAGGUGCCGACGUGGCAUAUUUUUUGCAGAAAACCCCUUGGCUUUAUACGUAAUCACAUAAAUGUCCAUUUUUCACAGGAAAACCGCCAUUGAGAGGGACUUUUUUUUUGUUCGCAAGUUUUUCGCGGACUUGUUCGAAAGUUUCCAGCGACUUGAACAAAUAAAUAACCGGAAUGAAAAAACGCGCGCGAGCGCGAUUCGAACCCGCGACCUGCAGGUCUGCCGCCGGGCAUACAGGCGAAGACUUUAUUAUACUAGGGCACACGCUGGGCCGGCACGCUGGGCAGACAACAUGCUCCAAUGUUCCUAACUAUUUAUCUGCUGCAGGGAAACUACAUGACCAAACGAGCACUAUUAACAAGAUUGCUGCAGGAAAAAAUCAAUAUGCAUUACAUUAUAGAACGGAGGAAGUAAUAUGAUGCAGAAGCCUCUGCUAUCUAUACAAUGAGCAUACAUGUUUGACCAUGUGCAGUAAAACAACACUAAUGAGGUUCAGAAUCACACGGUGUAAGAAGAUACCUGAAUGAUCUCUGUUAUGUUCCUUCCUGCACGCCCUACAACUGCACCGAUGUGUUCGUCAGCAACACCUAUGGUGUGUGAUUCUUGGGCAUCAUUAUUAGCAGCUGAUCUAACAGGUGUACCAGGCUGAAAAGUUUCAACAGAAAACCAUGAUUAGAACAAUUUGAAAACAUAUAUGAGGUUAAUACUACUACCCAAAAAACAAAGCAAAAAAGAAGUUGCUGCCUCAGCAUACAGUUUUAGAAAAUAAUAAAAUAUAUGCAUAGAGAAUAUAGCCUGAAAGCAUUAGAAGGCAAGAAAACUGGGCACAUUAAAUCUAACAUCAAGGAGUUAGCGCACACAACAUCAAUCAGAAGUUCCAGCAUGCACAUCUCUCUUUCUCCAAAAACAAAUGCUUAGUGUAAUACACAUUUAUGCAUAUCUCUUUCUCCAAAACAAAUGCUAGUGUAAUACACAU
Messenger RNA from Triticum aestivum (bread wheat), 1633 nucleotides. RefSeq lists its product as uncharacterized. Bases 160 to 585 code for a protein of 141 amino acids. The record is from RefSeq and is a predicted model, not a curated record. The transcript has 2 exons. NCBI's taxonomy places the organism in Eukaryota, Viridiplantae, Streptophyta, Magnoliopsida, Poales, Poaceae.